Messenger RNA from Argiope bruennichi, 6851 nucleotides. Its product is annotated as sodium- and chloride-dependent glycine transporter 1-like. Gene Ontology annotation, biological process: sodium ion transmembrane transport. The transcript is spliced from 15 exons. The record is from RefSeq and is a predicted model, not a curated record. Lineage: Eukaryota; Metazoa; Arthropoda; Arachnida; Araneae; Araneidae. Bases 254 to 2320 code for a protein of 688 amino acids. Gene Ontology annotation, cellular component: membrane.
ACUCUUACGGGGAAGCGUCAAACAGUAAACAAAGUAUAAAAUUGUGAAAAUUUUGGGCUCGGAUCAUCAUCAGUCAUGUUUGACAUCGAAUUAUAAAUGCCGAAAUAUUUCAUGGGCAUUGGAUUCGAGCAUCUCAGGUAUCGUACGAAGCGAGGGAGUUUCGAUCCAACUAAAAAUAAUAGCAACAACAACAUCACGUUGCGUUCUGUGCUAUUUUUAACUACCAGGUAAACAGAAACUUGCACAGUCUGAUAUGCGGAAAAAUUACGAUAAUAAUCGGACAUUGACCGGACACGACAAUGAAGCGUUGUAUUUUAGAGAUGACAGUAGUUCUUGUGGUAGUAGCAGAGAAAAUAUUCGCCUGGGUCCAUUUAUAGACUUCGGAAAUGAACUGGAGAAGGAAUUUCCCCGCGUCAGCAGCCAGGUCCCCCUCUCCCCCAGGGGGGAUGAGGACGAUCGGAGCUAUCAGUAUUCGGAAGCCGAAGUGGAAAGGGGCACAUGGACGGGGAAGUUCGAUUUUUUGCUCUCGUUGCUCGGCUAUUCUGUUGGACUGGGGAACGUCUGGCGAUUCCCCUAUCUUUGCUACAGCAACGGUGGAGGUGCCUUUCUCAUUCCUUUUAUAUGCAUGAUGUUAUUAGCUGGUCUGCCUCUCAUGUUCAUGGAAUUGUCAUUUGGUCAGUACGCUAGUCUUGGACCCAUAGCCAUAUUUGACAGAUUUUGCCCUCUAUUCACUGGCCUCGGAUAUGGGAUGGUCAUAGUCUCCGGCACAGUAAUGCUCUACUAUAACAUGAUUAUUGCGUGGACAAUCUUCUACAUGUUCGCUUCCUGGAAUAGCCAGUUACCAUGGGAACACUGUAAACCUGAGUGGAGCACGCCAGCUUGUUAUUCACACAGCGACGCACAGGAUUGUAUGAGUAAGAAUGGGACCUAUUACAACAGAACCUGCUUUGAUGCUAAUUACACUUUGGCUCAUAAUCUCAGCUUCCUCAUUAAAAACAUGACCAAAAAACCACCUGCCGAUGAAUACUUUGUGCAUUAUGUUCUGGGUGAAUCCUCCGGUAUCGAAGAAACUGGCGGGAUCCGUUGGUCCCUGGCUGCGUGCUUAGUCUUAGCCUGGGUCAUAGUGUUUCUUUGCCUUAGCAAAGGAGUACAGUCUUCAGGAAAGGUUGUAUACUUCACUGCUUUGUUCCCGUAUGUGGUGCUGGUGAUCCUAUUCUUCCGAGGUGUGACGUUGCCCGGUGCCAAAAAUGGAAUCCUUUUUUAUGUCACACCGGACUGGAGCCGAUUGGCAACUGCCCAAGUAUGGGGAGACGCUGCCGUCCAGAUUUUCUUCGCUCUGAGUCCAGCCUGGGGUGGUCUCAUUACUCUAUCCUCUUACAACAAAUUCCAUAACAACUGCUACAAAGAUUCUCUGAUCGUCUCCAUCAGUAAUGUCCUGACAAGCAUCUUCGCCGGUUUCGUCAUCUUCUCGGUGAUUGGCUACCUGGCUCAUGAGCUCAAUGUCGAAGUGGGCAAGGUCGUUGAUGAAGGGGCCGGUCUUGCAUUCAUUGUCUAUCCUGAGGUGGUGGCACGCCUGCCCGUGGCACCUCUCUGGGCUUUCCUCUUUUUCUUCAUGCUGCUCACCCUCGGUCUGGACAGCCAAUUUGCUCUUCUGGAGACAGUGACCACAGCUAUCUUGGAUCGUUUUCCUACGCUUCGUGAAAAGAAAACAUGGGUAGUUUUCUUUCUGAGUUUGAUGGGUUAUUGUGGAGGGAUUAUAUUUACAACAAACGCAGGGGUAUUCUGGUUGGAGUUGUUCGACAAGUAUGCAGCCAACUUUUCGGUCCUCAUCAUUGCAAUUUGUGAAUGUCUUCUCAUAUCAUGGAAUUAUGGAGCUGAAAAAUUUCUGAGAGAUAUUGAGAAGAUGAUUGGUGUAAAGUCUCAUGCGUGGAUGGUAUUUUGGUCUAUCAUGUGGCGAGUACUUACUCCAGCGACUCUGGUGUUUAUUCUGGUAUUCAACUGGAUCGAGUAUAAGCCAGCUAAGAGCGGAAACUAUGUGUUUCCUGAUUGGGCGAAUGUAGUCGGAUGGGUCAUUGCUUUCUUCCCAGUGGUUGUCAUUGUUUUCUUGAUGUUCUACAAAAUUUGCACUACCACUAAGCGACCAUUUCGAGAAAAACUCAGCUUACUGAUGCAACCUACUGAUGAAUGGGGACCUCCACCAAAAUUGGCGACAUUCAAGACUGGAGAUCCUUCAGAAGACGCUUCUUCCGAAUACAUUCGUAAGAACUCUUUCGACAAUCCCUCCUUCAAUGUGACCUACACUUUCGAGACGGCCAUAUGAUAAAGAAGUUAGCUUUACAAAGGAUAGUUUAGAGGAUACAUAUUCGAGUAUUAACAUGAAAGUGCCGGAAAGCAUCGGAAUUCAUUUAGAAAAAAAAAGUCAAGAAGUGCCAGACUGGACAGUUCUUCCUAUUCCAAUGGCGACAAAUGUACAUAAUUCAUGUUGGUGGAGAUGAAAAAAAAAAAAAAAAAAAAAAUCUGCAACCACCAAAAAAGAAUGUAACUCGAGCUAAAGAGGAGACUUUGUAAAGAACAUUAUAUUUUAUUUCUGUAAUUUAAUCGUAGAUAAAAUAAUCUGAAAGUUGUGUUAAUAUAUGUUGCAAAACUGUAUAAUAUUUAUUUGUUCAUACAUGUAAAAAACGAAAUUCAUCGCAAUGACCAGAAUUGUAUAGAUGAUUUUGAGUAAUUUGCCGUUACUUCCCCAGCAGUAAACGCCAAGCGCAAGAGUUUGCACAAAAUAUUAUUCUUGUGUUGCAGCAGUCGCCAAAUGGCAAUCGAAUUUGCCUUAUUCGGCAACUUAAAAGUUUCAAAAUUUUUGCCAGCUUUAUGGGAUCAGUGAGCUCAGCAGGUUUGUAUCGAAUUUGGAUUGCCUUUGAGGUCACGAGAAAAAACUAUUUCAGAUUUUUUUGAAUGCAUAUUUUCUAAAUCAAAUACUUUAUGAAAGGCUGUUAUGCAUUUACUAUUAAGCAUUGCUUUCAAUUAUUUACAAUGAAAAAGCGCCAUUUAUAGUUUAUAUAUUAAUUUUUAAAAGUAUUUAUUCUGUACAUUGAAACCAGUGUUUUCAACAACCAUUUCAAUUCCUCUUUUUUGAAUGCACACUUUAUGGAAAACAAAUAUUUUUUUUAAAAUCUUAUUCUGAAAUGCUUUUUCGAGCGAAAGCCUGAAGCACAUAUAAAUGCCAAUGUAGAAAAAAAAAUUAAAUAUUUCAGACCUAUUUUCAUUUGAUAGAAUCAUCGUAUUGCCCUAAUUUUGUUAAAUUAGCAUAAAUUCAAUAGUCUAAAUAAAUUAUUGAGAUGGAAUUUAUUAAAACUUACUCAAAUUUAAGCCAAUAUUUCUAACAAAAUAUAUAGAUCAUUAAAAUUUUCAAGUACUAAAUACCAUCGCGAUUUAAAUCAAAUUUUUAUUGAUCUUUAUUUAACUAAUUUUCAAUCACUUAGAUCCAGAUCAGAAUUUAUCAGUAUUUUGUAUUGAUAAUGUAAAAAUCAAUUUAAACUAUUCAUAUUAGAGCUUUAAAAGCAGCCAAUAAUUUUAGACCUAUAAGAAAAUGUUCGAGCUUUUACUAAAUCACUUUAAAAGAGGCCAAACAAAUGAACAAAAGUUCUGAACUUCUGUGUAAAAAUUGCUCACAGGAUUUUUGCAACUUGUUUCCUUCCUUCCUGUUACAAAUAUGGCACAUUUUGUGGAAAAAAAAUAAUCUCAAAUUCUGCAUGUAUACAAAAAAAGUGCUUCCAUCUUAAUAUGAUUUUUUGUGUACUCUUUAAAUCAAAUAAUAUCAUUGAAGUAAAAAUUAUUUAAUUCAAUAUUUUAAUAUUCCACUCAAGAUGUUUAUAAUUUCAAAAGUAGCUGUACGGCAGAGGUAUUUAACACUUUUGUUAAAAUAUUAUCUCUGAAAAAAUGUUUCAUUUUUUAGAUCACAAUUAUUUAUACUUUGAAAUUAUGAUAUUUAAAAAUUUUUGUCGUUCGAAUAUUUGAAAGAAAAAAUUUCAUAGAUAUAAUUUGCUUUCGUUUAUUGUUUCAAUUUUUAUUAAUUAUUUUUAAAAUAUGUAAGUUUUAUGUGUUUGAUCGUUGCUGUUUCGACAUUUCUUAUGAUAAUAUAUGCAAAAUCACAAAUAAUUUAAAUCUGACAAUUAUGAAAGUUUCCUUUACGAAAUAUAUUCAUUUUGAAAUCCUAAUUCAAUAAUUACUCUUAUUUUAUUUAAAUUUAUAACUCAAAAUUCUAUUUGCGUUUUUCGUAGUGCAAAACAUAAAUAAGCAUUUUCUAAAUGAAAAAUGAGUUGAUUCAAUGACUGUGCCUAUGCAGAUUAAAAUUAUUUAUUUUUUUAUUCUUCUGUAGGAUUGAUUGUAUGUUAACAUGCGAAAUUUUGCAUGCAUAAUUUGGUUACAGAAAGGUUAAGACAUAUAAGACAUGAAUUUUUGACGUAUAAUUAUAUAGACCCCUUAACUGAUAUUCUAAUCUUCAAUGUCUCUGUUUAAUAUUUACUAAACUUUAAAUCUUUCAAUGAAAAUAAUUUAUUUCUGUAAAAAGAAUGUUUUUUAAUCAUUUGAGCUUUAAUCUCUAUUUAGACUGGUCUGAAUGUAAUGUAAUAUUUUAGAAUAAAAAAAAUGAAAUCAGAGUUUUGUGAAAUAUCAGAUAUUCAAGCAUUGUAUAGUCAUAUGAACUGUAUUUGAAAAAAUGUAUAGUUUAUACUAAAAUGUUGUAUAGAUAUACUUGUUAUAUGAUGUGAGAAAUAUUUUUACAGUGUCUCUGCAAUUGUUGGACAGUAGCAACUAUGAUUUAUAUAUCAAGAAUUGUUAUAAAAUUGGUUUAAUAAUUGUAUUUAAAGAAUUAGAUAUAUAAAAUGAAAAACUGUAUAUUUAAUUUUAUAAGUAGAUAUUCAGAAGAAAGCACUUAUUUCUAUAGAAAAUAUUAACUGUGUUUACUGCAGUUAAUGCUUUCUAUUAGAAGUUCUCAGUGUUAUUAAAAAUUAAAAAAUGUAAAUUUAUGUUUAGAAAUAUGUAGAUAUUGAGUAGUUCCUUAGCUUCCUAUCGGUAAAUGUUUUAUAGGAAAGUGCAUGUAAAAUAUACAAUAAAUUAGAAUAUAGAGAAUUUGAGAUUUGCUACUGUGAGAGGUUUGGGAUUUGAGCAGGAUAACUUUAGAAGUCUUUUCUUAUGUAGAUAUUUGUGUAAUGCGUUACAUAAAAAAUGUUGGAAAUAUAUGCAAUUAUUUUUAAAUGAAAAUGAUACAUUUUGAAUUUACAAUUCCCAAAUAAAAAUUAUUUGAAAAUAACCUAAUAAUUAUUUACUAAUUCAUGCAAAAAGAAGUUUUAGAUAUAAUCAUGUUAUAUCAACUUUGAAAUUUAUAUAGUAAAUUAUUCUCUUUUCUUUUAAUCUGCAUUAUAGUUACUUAGUUUACCGUCUUCCCAUACAUUUUUUUUUUAUAAAGUUGAAUUUGUGAUACAUUUCUUUUAACUAUAAGCUCGCAUCUGAUUUCAAAUAUUUUAGUAAAAUCCAUUGCAACUUUUUGACAAAUUACUUUUUUAUGAUUUUUUUCAAUGCUGAUUAAUAAGUUAUGAAAGCAAGUUUCUUUUAUUUUUGAUUAGCUAAUAGUUGUAUUAAUGUCCAUUGCACGAAAAAAAAAAAGACACAGGAGGCUUCGCAUACAAGGAAGUUUAAAACAUUUCCUCUGAAAAAAUUUUAAGAAUAAAAUGCUCGGACAAAAUUAAUUUUCAUGAAAGAUUUCUUAGAAUAAGAAAAGGUCGAUAUGAUUCAGAUGAUAUUAAGUCUUUUUUUCCUGAAAGUAUAGCUUUAAAUAACAAAUUAUAUUAAAUAUUUAUUCGAUUUUUACAGAAUUGAAUUGAAAUUUACUUAAAUUACCGAACAUUUUAUUUGCAUCAGUUGUAAAUUACCCCAUUCAUAAAAUAAUCACAAUUAUCUUCUUUAGAAUUUCCUGUUAAAGAAUGAUAAUGACAUUUAUUAAACUUUGUUUAGUUACAGUUUGAAUUAAAAUGCUCAGAACUGCAAAAUGUAAUUAAUUAUAAAUAUGUUUAUAAGUUUUGAAAAAAAAUCAGUUAUUUGCAUCAUGCGUAAAUAUGGUCAUUUAAAAGUGAUGUUAAUUGUUUUUCGAUAUUUCUAACGCUUACGAAAUUUAUUCUGAAAAAUAACGCAUAUUACUGCGAAACUUUGUGAAUUAUUUAGGAUUGUUUAUUUUAAUCAACAGAAUAUUGCAUUAUUUAAGCUGAAGGGCAAUUAUUGUAUGCUGAAAAUAUUUUACAAUAUUUGAGUAAAGUUUCAAUAGCGUAGCCAGUUUUAAGCCAACCUAGUAAGAUAAUAUAAGACUACCAUUUCUAGGAAUAAUUUAUUCAGAUCAAUUUAUACUUUCGAAAUGGUUUUAUGCGUUGUACAUUUUACAUGUUUUGUACAUUACAUCAAUAUUUUCUAUGUAUAGCAUGUUCAUUUGAUAAUUUUUCUUUAUAUUCAAUGUAAACCAACAUAGGCAAUGUUUAACUCUCUGAAAUCAAAAUAGCUGUCAGUAAACUAAAUGUCUGAGUUUUUUUUUCUUGUUCUCUGUAUCGUCGGAUCAUAGUAUUAGAACAGUUAUCCUCUACGGUUAAUCACUCUCACACUUAGCAAAGAAAAUAUGUGUUGAAACUUUUGAAUGUUAUUCAUUGUUGCGUUUGCGUUAUUAGAUUAAUACGUACACAUACUCACUGUUACAUCAAUAAAAUAGAAUACUGUUACAUUUCUCAGAAGAAAUAGGCAUCAUUUCAUUUGCUGUACAGUAUAUAAUGUAAAUUACUACUAACUGGACAAUUAAUAAACAUUUUGUUUUUAAA